This is a messenger RNA of Lycium ferocissimum, 2357 nucleotides long. Its product is annotated as RNA demethylase ALKBH9B. Gene Ontology annotation, molecular function: demethylase activity; mRNA binding. Gene Ontology annotation, biological process: mRNA catabolic process. NCBI's taxonomy places the organism in Eukaryota, Viridiplantae, Streptophyta, Magnoliopsida, Solanales, Solanaceae. The transcript has 6 exons. Bases 131 to 1735 code for a protein of 534 amino acids. The record is from RefSeq and is a predicted model, not a curated record.
CCGCCUAAUCUUUACCAUUAUGAAUUGACAAAACAGCCCUCCUAAUAAUAACCCGCCGUAGUCUCUAAGCAAACUUGACAAAAUAAAAAUCAUCCACUCGUCUUGAAUUCACCUAGUUGACUCAUCCGCCAUGUCCGACAACCAACGAACUCACAAAAAAGACGAUCCAUUCCUACUCAAUUACGACGUUGAUGAACUCCGAAUCGCCUCUGAGUUUCUGUCCAAUUGGCUUCCCUUUCUCUCACGUGACCUCUGCCAUCACUGCACACAUACCCUCUCCGAUCGCAUCCGAUCCCUCAGUUUUAAAGUUGGUGGCAAUGCGGAAUGCUUGAAGGAACCGAAGAAUAUGAGUGUUUCGACUCCGGAACGUUGUGAUUCGGAUGGCUGUAAUGGGAACCAAGAGAAUUGUGACAACAAUUCGCUUGGAGGUUGGAAUGAUUGUGGUGACUUGAACGAUAAUGCAGAUACUAACUCAUUGGGGAGUUGGAAAGACGGGGCUGGUGGGGAGCCCUUUGAGGAGCUUUCUGUGGACAGGCAUUCAUCUGACAGUUGUAUAGAGGGUGCAGAUUCCCUAUCUCAGCCUGUUGGAGAGGUAUCUACAAGUGAAGCAUUACCUGUGACUACCCCUAAAGUGAAGAUGUCAUGGGCAGAUAUGGCUCAGGAGGAUGAACUUCAAGCUGAGGAAGUGAGUGAGUCAACUGCCUUGAGUAGUCAGGUGAAUGGUAUGUCUGAAGAAGAAAUUACUACCCCGGAGAGUAAGCAAAAAACAGAAUUGUCAAGGGAGCAGCGAGAGUACAUUAGAUUCUGUAAUGUGAAGAGGAAAAAGGACUUUAUAUGUUUGGAGAGGGUGAACGGGAAAAUCUUUAAUAUACUUGGUGGACUGGAGCUACAUAAGGGAGUCUUUAGCGCAGUUGAGCAAACUAGAAUAGUUAAUUAUGUGGAGAAGCUUGACCAGAUGGGGAAGAACGGGGAAUUGAAAGGGAGGACGUAUACUGCACCAGCAAAAUGGAUGAGGGGCAAAGGGCGUGUGACAAUCCAAUUUGGUUGUUGUUACAACUAUGCACUAGAUAAAAGUGGCAAUUCCCCAGGGAUCCUCAAAAGUGCAACUGUUGAUCCAUUGCCUGAUCUUAUGAAGGUCAUGAUUAGAAGGCUUGUAAGGUGGCAUGUGAUGCCUCCGACUUGUGUUCCAGACAGCUGUAUUAUCAACAUUUAUGAAGAGGGCGAUUGCAUACCACCACAUAUUGACAAUCAUGAUUUUGUGCGCCCAUUUUGUACUGUUUCAUUUCUUAGUGAGUGCAACAUUGUGUUCGGAUCCAACUUGAAAAUAGUGGGUCCCGGUGAAUUUGCUGGUGCAAUUGCAAUACCAUUGCCAGUGGGAUCUGUACUGGUCUUGAAUGGAAAUGGAGCUGAUGUAGCUAAACACUGUGUGCCAGCUGUGCCUGCUAAGAGGAUUUCAAUCACAUUUAGAAGAAUGGACGAAGCUAAAAGACCAACUGAAUAUGUUUCUGAGCAUGAUUUAGAAGGGUUGCAGCCCGUGUCAUAUGAAGCAGACACACAAAAGAAAUCAAGCUCCUCUAGGCCAAGGUUUUCCGCAAGAAAACAGUCAGUGGGACAAGAAGAGAGCAUGGAAAGAGUAAAGAUGCCAAUGAGAAGGCAUUCAGAGCCCCGUUACACAGGUCGAUAUCGACGAGGACCUCCAAACAGGCAGUGGGUUGGGGCGAAUACGGAAAAUUGAAGGCACAUUCUGACUUCUGUAUAUUGGUCCGCGUCAUCUACUAAAAUUAACAAGGUUAUUGGUAUUCGGGUCUUCUCAUCUUCUCGAGUUGUUAAAGUAUUAAAAUUGUGGGAGAUUGCUUGUUUGCUACUGCAUUUGAUGGAUAUCUUCUUAAAUAGAAGCUCAAUCCUACUCUCUGAUCUACAUUUGCAAUACGGGAAACCAAGUAUUGAAUGUGAACGAGGAACAGUCAAGCUAUAAGUGGGGAAGAGUGGUGGUGUGAUCUAAAGCUAGAGAUGGGCUGAUAUGAUAGUAGAUCCGAUGUAGGUGUGGUCUUCCAAUUUGCAGCUGUAAUGGCAUGAGGCAGCUAUGCAAAUAAAUACUUGGCAGCUUGGAUAAACCCUGCUGAACUGGACUCGCUCUACUUCAAUAAUAUAUCUUGUGAGAAAUGUGUCCACCCGUGUUACCUUGAUCGUGUAUAGGUGAAGCUUACAUGGUGUACUAUUCAUAUGUCAUAGGUUACAUUUGUUUGCGCAUAAGCUUUGGUGCUUACUAUUUUCUCCUAGGAUUCGUAUUGUUAUUGUAUUGGACUUGAAAGCGUUGAGAGCAAAGUUGUGUUAUCUGAGUGUCUUUGUUUUUUCUA